Molecule: messenger RNA, 1149 nt
Organism: Panicum virgatum (switchgrass)
Lineage: Eukaryota; Viridiplantae; Streptophyta; Magnoliopsida; Poales; Poaceae
Exons: 3
Coding region: 209-787 (192 amino acids)
Source: RefSeq, a predicted model, not a curated record
UCUUCUUCUGCCAGGUGGGGUCCGCCCCGAGGAACCCGCGCCGCCGCUCGCCGGCAGCAACGGCCUGAACCGCCCCCGGGCGCGUCUCCUUACUAAGGCCGCCGCCCGCGCGGCGCGGCGCAGCGCACGAGAUCAUCGCUCCCGAUCAUCCAGCGCUCUGGCUCCCGGACCCGCCUCCCGCUCACGGGCCUCCCCUUCGCGGGCCGCGAUGGGGUGCGGGGCGUCGACCGGCGACGGGGCCGGGCCGCGGCGGCGGGGGUGGGCGCGGGCGAGGGCGCUGGGGCCCAGUGAGGCGUCCACCACGGGUCUGCUGGCGCAGGGGCAGCAAGGGCAGGAGGCGGAGCCCUCCUCCGCGUCCGCAGGGAGGAGGCGAGGCAGCAGCAAGGUGGCGCCCGACCCCAAGGGGCAGCACGAGGAAGGCUCCCCCUCCGCGGCGUUGCGGCCGGCGCCGGGCUCGCCCAGCUUCAGGUACUACUGCCAGAAGACGGCGGCCGUCGACAGGAUCGUGGCCGACGCCGACAGCAGCGACUGCUCCCUCAUCAUCGACAGAGACAGAGCGACGACGCGCCAGGCGAGCAAUAGGGACGAGGUCGCCGUGACCAUUGCCCACGACUCCAGCCAGGUGUCCGAGCAUAAAGAGGGAGCCAGGUGGCUUAGGUUCAGAGGCAUGUCGAUGGUCACCACGGCUUGGUGCAACUUGUUCAGCCGCCACACCAGCAAACCUUCGCCACCGCCUCCUGCAGAAUCAUCACAUGAUCCUCCCCCUGCUGCCGCUGCAGCUGUAUGAUCUCAUCUCUGAUCACGCAGCGCUGUAUGUGAUCUUCAUUCUCUACGUCUCAGCUUGUAAAAAAACAUGGCUGAUUCAGUCGUCUGUUCACGGUGCUAGCUUUGCAUCAUUUGCUGUUUUCUUCCUAAUCUUCUAUUCUUCUUGGUUAGUGCUUGAAAUUAAGCUACUAACCCUGUAUUUGAGAAUCUGAUUCCGUAAAUGAUGUAAGGAGCAUGAGCACUGGGCUGCUACUGUUGCCAUAGAGGAAAAAAACACAAAUUAGCGUUUGGAAAAGAGAGCAAAUCUGGAAGCUGUUCGCCCAAGUUUAGACGGUUGUGUAGCUGUAACAAUGGUGUGAGAUUAUUCAGCAACGACAUUAAGCA